Messenger RNA from Penicillium paradoxum, 618 nucleotides. RefSeq lists its product as uncharacterized. Bases 1 to 618 code for a protein of 205 amino acids. The transcript is spliced from 2 exons. The record is from RefSeq and is a predicted model, not a curated record. Lineage: Eukaryota; Fungi; Ascomycota; Eurotiomycetes; Eurotiales; Aspergillaceae.
AUGGCCGUAACCGAACUCGCACUCCUCCGCCUUAAGACUCAAGACCCCUCACCGUCUACGAAAAGCACUCUCCUACAAGCCCAGAAGUUACAAUCAGAGUACUCAGGUUAUCAGGUAACCUAUCUACACCAAAUCGAAGAUCCGGCCUCAUUUUACCUACUGGGUGGCUGGGAGUCUAUCGAGAAACAUACAGGCGGGGGACAGUGGACUUCAUCCGAGGCGAACCAGAAACUGCUUGCGCAGUUGAAGGACAGUCUUGAUGUGAGCUGGGUAAUUCAUUUGGGUGUUGAUCCAUCUGCAUCCCAAAUCCCACUGGAUGCGCCUGUUCUCGUUGUAGGUAGGCUCUUUGUCGAGAAAAGCAGGAAAGACAUGUUUGAAGCUGCUUUCCAGGCUGUAGAGUCUGAUUUGGGGGCACAGACGGCGCCGUUCUCGUACUGCGGUGGUUGGCGCAUUGAUCAAGAGGGGGAGGAUGAAGAGUUUGUUCUCUUCACUGGGUGGAAAUCGGUUAAGGACCAUAAGGCUUUUGCGGAGUCUGAGGCUUCAAAGGGGCUACUGAAGUUGACGGAGCUGGUGAAGGAUGCAGAGGCUUGCCAUGCACAUGUUGAAAAGUGGGAGUAG